CAACCCACAAUAUCAUAUCAGUAUCGUGUCAUUUGUCGAUCCAGAUCGUUUUAUUUUCUAGUCUCUUGAAAUAUUAUAGUGAAAGUAAUUUAGUUUUAGUGUGUUAUUUGUGUAUUAUAUUGUUUUAGAGUUAUCUCACGUAUGUUGUGUGGAUGGACAACGCUGAAUCUAUCCACAAAAUACGAUUAUUUAUUGUUGUCAUAGUUAAUGUUUUCUUUCAAUUAGGUAUUUAGGACGAAUGUACCUAUGUAUCGAAUAUAAUAUCAUUGGGCCGUUAUUGCAGACAUUUCAAUAAUGGAUUUUCACACCUUACUGUAUAAGGCGCAGAAAAACAACAACAGAGAAAAAGACGUGAGUACAAUAUUUUAUUUAGUGUCCGUUAGGUUCGCGUUGAUAUGAAAUAUUUUCGUAGGCUCCUACGUUUUACAACCUGAUUACAAUUGCCUUAAAAUUGAUACACACAUAUAUAUAUAUAUAUAUAUAUAUAAUUAUCAAUUGGACUUGAUAACUCAAUAUACAUAUGAUUUCAUAUUCUCCUGCCCGAACAGAUGUUGUCGACAAAAUUGAAAAUAAUUUAGGUAUUACAUUUUUUUCUUUUCGUUCAUCAGGUUAGAUAUUUCAAAGCAUCAUUGGACCCGCCGAAAAAAGAAACAAAAGAAAGUAAACAGUUGUCCGAGGGUAUUAAAAAGUUCUUAGCAAAGAGAGAUGAAGAAGAUCGUCAAAAACAGUUGGAAGAACAAAAGAAAAAAGAUGAACUGUUAUCGUUGCGCAGUCAAGAUAGAAAAUCGUUUAAACGAGUACAGUCCAUGUUGAACAGGACUAAAUCAGCGAAUAAAUCUGUUAUUGAAGAUGCUAAAGAUGAUAUUAAUACAUCUGUUACCAUGGCAGGUGUGUUGCAAUAUUUUAUUAUUAUGAAAAUGUAGCCAAUAUUAUAUGAGUAAUAUUUUUUUGAAUGUAUGUUACCUGAAUACAUUUCAACUAAUAUAUUUUUUAUAUUAUUUAUUUUAAAACCUGUCUAAGAAAAAUAUAAUAUUUAUUCAUGAUUUUUGUAAUAAAUAUAGGUAGGUAUCAAGAUCAUAGCUAGUUUGAACAAAAAAAAAACGCUAAAUAUUAUACUUUAUUUUCUUCAUUUGCCAUAAAAAUGGCAAUAACUUUCUUAGAAAACAAGAUUAUCUGACAUAUAGUAUGAUUGAAAUGCGAUCAUUUUCUUUAUAGUCUGGAAAUACAUAUUUAAUAAUUCAUCCAUAAUUUUUUAUGAUUUUCAAUGCAAUAAACAAUACUAUAAAUAGUAAUUAUUACAAUUUUUUAUAGCUAAUUGUAAUGCAGGGCUGAGAACUUAAUGUGUUUUUAUAUUUUUUGUUGCUACAUUGUAUAAGCAAACUGAUUCGACAAAAUUUGGGUUUUGUUUUUACCUAUAAAUUCAAUGCAAAAUCUUAUUUUGAAAUAUUUAUCUCGUUAAAGGAUAUAAUUCAAUAAUAUAAAUGCAUGAUUACAUGCAUUUUUCGUGUUAAUGAUUUUUUUUUUUUCUUAAUAUUCUUGUCUAUAUGACAUAUUUUUGAAGACAUUUUUAAUCAGUACCUAUUUAUAUAGUUAUUAUUUUCUUUUACUGAGCAUUGCAAUAAGUCACGUAACAAUAAAUUACACAUAUUUGCCUAUAAUAUUUACGAGUCAAUAGAAUGAAUUUAAAAUAAUUUAGUUACCCAUUUUUAGUUUUUGAAAAAUUAGUGUGUUUAUUUCAAAUUUUUUAGAAUUUUAAAAGCAUGUUUUUAAUGUACAUUUCAUCUAUUUUUAACGUAUUAAAUGAUUUUUUUAGUGAAUUCAAUUCACAGCCCUUGUAAAUAAGUUAUCGGUACAAUUUUAAAAUCUAUUAUAGUACGUAAGUACUGUAAACCAUUCUUAUAAUGGACUUCCUAUUAGGGAAAAAUCUCCUUUAAACAGAAAACAUCAACGGUUUUGCAUUAUCUAUAUCCUGUACAUUUUAAUUUUCAUAUAACGAAAAAAAUCAACCGGUACCGAGCGAUUCCGUUAUGAAGAGGUUUUACUGUACAUAUAGGUAUUUUUCUUAAAAUUUAAAUGUAAUAAUUUUUUUUAAAUAUUAUAUAUAUUAUAAUUUUAUUAUAAAUGUUCAUGAAAUAAAUAGGUAUGUGUUCAAAAAUAUUACAAAUGUUUGAGUUUUAUAUAUAUAAUAUAAAACAUUUACUAAAAAUGUUUCAAAUUUUAAUCUCAUACAAAUAUAUAUAUAUAUAUACACGUUUUGUUGAUUACCUAUAGGAUUUCAUCAACCGGAUGAAGAUGACUAUGGUUAUGUUUCUAAAGAUGCCAUGGAAAUUUAUAACAAGAUAAUGAACAAAUAUGUAAAUACACCAGCAGAGUCUAGAAACGCAACAAUUAAUCAUCAUAGAAGCAGCGAUAUUUCUGGUGCAAAAGUAUGUAAAUAUAAUAUAAAAUUGGUGGGAAGUUUGGAAUUUAGGAUCUAUAAAGUAAUUUAAUUUAUAUACCGUAUGCAAUGAUGAAUUUAGAUAAAUCAUUGUAAAUAAAAAAACAAUUUUGAUCAGACAUGGAUUAUUAUUUUUUUAUAAAUUAAAACUGAAAAUGAAAUUGCUAUUGUGUUAAUAAUCCUAUUUAUCUUAACUUUUUUCCAGUUUUCCCCCAUUAUUAUGAAAAGUUUAAAGAUUUUUGAAAAAUAACUUCUUGUUUCGCUUAGAAUCUAAAAUAGUCAAACUUUGUGAAAAAUGAGUAAAAUUGUAGUUGUAUUGGAAUAUUAAAUAUUUAAUGAUAUCUUUAUUUUAGGACCGAGUAAGGGCAGCAUUAUUGAAAGAAGAGGAAGAUCAAUUAUUGCCACAUAAACGUAAAAGGAAAGCCAAGGAUCUAAACAAUGGCGAUGGACAUCAUAGUGAUACUGAGCCGCAACAACAAAAAUCUAAAACUGACCACCAUUCAGAGAAACCAAAAAAAAGACCAGCGCAACCACCACCAUUAAAUUUUCAGGAAUUACUUAAAAUUGCUGAAAAGAAACAAUAUGAACCAAUUGUCAUUGAAAAACCUAAGAAAAAAGAUGAUAAUGUACCCAUGAUGACAAAGAAAGAAAGAGAAAAAUAUUUAGAAGAGAAAAAAAUUGAAGCAAUGAGAAAUGCUCGUCGACAAGGCAAAUGCAUACCUACGACUGAAAAACAAGGGGAAGUGAGACCUGUAGUUGAAAAGGCUCAAAAACCAAUUCCUAAAAUUGCUUCUUCUUCAAGGCCUGAUAUACACGCUGAGGAAAAACUGAAAAAGAAUUCAUCAGUGUGGUCUAAAGAUUUAAAAAUACAUAAAGAACUCAAUAAUAAUAAUAGUAAAAGUGAUAAAUAUAUACCUAGGCCAUUGAAUGGUUCUGAGAGUAUAGGUAACAAAACAAAUUCUAUAAAUAGAGCUUCAUUAUCUAAAGGUAGUUUUUCAGAAAAACAUUAUUCGCAGAAUGAUAAAAAAUAUAGUUCUAACGAAGAUCCAUAUUUACCAAAACCGAAAUCGAAUUCUGAUAAAUAUAUACCUAAAGCCAAAAAUCCCGCUCAAGAUAAUUAUUUGCCAAAACCUAGAAAUAUCCCCAAUAACACUGACGAAUAUGUGCCUAAAUCGAGUAGCUCAUCAAUUGAGAAGUACUCUCCAAAAUCUAGAAGUACCUCUAAUAACAAUGACGGAUAUGUGUCUAACUCAAAUAGCUCAUCAAUUGAGAAGUAUACACUGAAACCCAAGAAUUCAAUGCCACAGGAUAAAUAUUUGUCAAAAUCUUCAAGUUCCACUGAAAAAUAUGUACCUAAACCUAAAAUAUCAAACGAUGAAAAAUAUUCAUCAAGAGCUAAAUUAUCAAAUGGUGAAAAAUGUUCACCUAAACAUAAAAGUGCAGUUCAUCCGGAUAGAUAUGUGCCUAAGGCAAAGAGUACAACUUAUGCAGAAUAUACACCCAGUGCGGUUAAACGUUCACAUGAAAAAUAUAGCCCUAAACCAAUGACAUCUAAUUCGAAACCUAUUAGUUCCAAGAACAAAUACAUUCCAUCACCUGUUGAUAAAUCUAGAAAAUUGCCAUCUAGCAAUAACAAUAUGAAGCCCAAACAAUUCCCACCUAAAGAUUUGACGCCGAAACAGUUCCCUCCUAGAGAUAUGGUGCGCAAGCAAUUUCCUCCAAAAGACAUGGUGCCCAAGCAAUUUCCUCCUCGAGAUUUGGCACCUAGACAAUUUCCACCUUCCGAUAUGCGAAGGCGUGAUGAUCGAAAUAUGCCUAUGCGUAAUAAACGUCGAGUUAUUGAAUCUGAUUCCGACGAGUACGAUUCUGAUUUAGCAGAUUUUAUCGAUGACGGACCUGAAGAUGAGGAAGAUUAUUCUAAAGUUAUUUCAGAAAUUUUCAAAUAUGACAAAUCAAAGUAAAUUAUAUAUUUUAUUAUUAUUUGAUAUUUUAAGAAUGUUGAUAAUGUUAUAUUUUUUUAUUUUCAGAUAUAGAGAAAUAGAUGAUGACGAUGAAUGUAUGGAAUCUGAUUUCCGUACUCUUCAAAAAGAAGAAUAUCGAAGUAGUAGAGCCGGUAAGAUAUAUUAGUGGUUUUUUUUAAAAUAUUUUUAUGCACCUACCACAUCAAUGAAAUUAUCUAUUAUUUUUUUUGGACGAUUUAACAAAAAUGAUAUAAAAAAAAAUGAAUUUAACUUGCACAUUUAACUAAUAAUAUUAUCUUAUCAGUGAAUGUUAUUUGUUUUUUAAUAGGUCUCUUGGAAGAUUUAGCUGAUAUACGAAGAGAAAAAGCGAUGAUGAAAAAACGAAGAAAAGUUUAAAAACUGUGGACAAUACAUUGUAUAACGCUGAUUUCAAAAUUGUGUUACCUUAUAUUAGUACUAAUUAAUGAUUUUUAUUUUUAAGUUUUAUUUAUGUUUCCCAUAAUUUUGUUAUUUGUUACAAUAUAAUUGCACAGUUAUGAAAACUUUUUCGUUCACCUUAUUGUUUAAAAUAAUUUCAAACAUUUUGGUUUAUGUUAUUGUUUUUAAUUUCAUUUCAAUUAUCGCAUUUUGUUUUAUUUAAGUAUUUCCCAUUAAUGGUGUAUAUGAAUACUCUGUUAUUGUUAAUUUAUUUUUCUUUUACUUUCCUUUUGGUCACAACAUUAUUUAUGUACUUAUAUACUGUUCAAUUUGUUGGAUGGAUAUUAUUUUUGUAUAAAUAUAAUUUUUUUUUUUUUUCCAAUAUCUUAAAUUAUUGGUAACUAUUAACUGUGAUUAUUAAAAAUAAAUACAAUUUUUUUAUUUUACACAAAUACAAUGUUUAAAUUGAUAUGCUUCUUAUAUUUGAAUGACGCAUUGUUUUCUUAAUAUACAGUUGUAACUACUGUUUAAAAUUUAAAUUAAAUGAUUUUGUUUUGUAAAUUACAUUUUAUUAAUUAUUUAAAUUAAUUUAUCCAUUGCGAUCGCCUAUUUCGACUAGACAUUUAACUGUCCUUAUUUAAUAAGUAAUUACCUAAGUCUUAUUUUAUAAAAUUAGUCUAAUGUUUCACUAAUAAUCUAAACUAUCAAAGCUUAUAAGUUGAUCGAGAAUCAUUUGCCUAUUGCAGUAUCAUUAUAAGUAUAUGAAGUGGACACUACACUUGCAUCAAUCGUCUCAGUACUGCUACAUGGGCUAGGUUCACAUUGGAAAGCAACUGACGAUACUAAAGCUAUGGGACGAGUGAUUUUGAAAUAAAAUCCCGAUUGCGUCGCUUAAGUACACUACCCGCUUGUCAAUGCGAUCUUGGCCUUGAAUCAUAAAUUUUAAUGAUUAGGUUGAAAUUAGAUUUUACAGAUAACAAUAAUUUCAAGGACUGGCUUUUUCUAAAAGAAAAUUGCCGUGUACAAAAGUUAUAGCUUUUUUAAAAAAGUAAAAAUUUAUAUACAUGUAACACUUUUGUGGCGCAACUUUUUAGAAAAAUAUUCUUCGCUUAAAAUUUUGUUUAAACUCCAAAUUUAACAUAAAAACUACAAUUUAUGUUCUAAGUAAUAUAAUAUGUCAAUGUUAUAUAUUAGUCGGACCGAGACAGUUGAUACAAGUAUGAUGUUCUCUAUACUUUAGUUAAAAUAGAAUAGACACGAGUAAAUUGUUUUUGUACUUGUUUUUAAUAAUCAACCCAAAUGAAUUACGAUGUAUUACAUUUUUAUUAUUUUUUUGAAAUGAAAAUGAUCAAAUUAAUUUUUUUAUCUUUUACCUGUAUUUAAAUGUUAUCAUGUUUGAUAGUAAGAAAACGAGAAAACUUUUAAGUAACUAAUAGUUAACAGGGCUGUUUAAAUACAUAAGUUUUACAAUUGUUUUUCAAUAAAAAAAAAUAUACAUAUAUAUAUAUUUUUAUAUAACAUAUUUUUUUCAUUAGCGACUGAAUGUACUUUUUACUUUUUGAUGAACUUUUAUACAGACC
Molecule: messenger RNA, 6395 nt
Organism: Cinara cedri
Lineage: Eukaryota; Metazoa; Arthropoda; Insecta; Hemiptera; Aphididae
Source: the annotation of a GenBank genome assembly